Messenger RNA from Amoebophrya sp. A120, 3056 nucleotides. Lineage: Eukaryota; Dinophyceae; Syndiniales; Amoebophryaceae. The record is from the annotation of a GenBank genome assembly.
AUGGAUCCGCAGGAGGUGGGGCUGGCAGCAAAGGAAAGAAGUCGCGUGGAAAAAGCGGUCGAGGCGGGGCCUACUCCGCCCAAAGCCAACAGGAGCGGAACAGAAGCCUGACAGCACCCUCAGAAGCGCUGCUGAAUCACUAUUGUUCGGAGGCCAUGACCGACGAUCAGUUUGGGAGGCUGCUGCGCUAUAAGUUGGAGCAGUCGCUGGAUGACAGCCACGUUGCACAACUCGUGCGCGAUGCUGGCCACUUCGAGACUCUGUUUGACCGGUUGUUGCGAUUAGACUGUGCGGAUUACUACCGAUUCUUGUCGCUGUAUCUAGGGAAAAACAUUUUUGCGUCGACGGAUACAACUCAAGCGGAGACGGUAGGUGCGCAGCAGCAAAAGAAAGUAUCUUCGCAAAAUUCGCCCGGAAACAAUGAUGCGAAGGUUCUUGAAAAGACUUCACCCGCCGGUCUAGUGGCAAGAGGCACGACAGCGGUACUAGAGACCAAAGAAAGCAGCGCUGCCUCAGAGCAAGAACCAGUCGCUAGCAAAACGCCCAGUAUGAAGACGGUGCCGAUGAAGAGGAAAAAAGCUGAAAGUCAAAACGGCACGACAUCGAAGGGGCAGCAAGGCCAGCUCUUGAUUGACACGCAAGAGCAAAAUUUCGCCGGGAUGCCGAAAUUAGCGACGGAUGCCGAGGUUUCGUGGCUGCACUCGGAGACCGGUCGUGAUUUUUUGCGCAUCGUGCGCAACCGCAUCGUGGAUCGGGAACGGAGUCCCAAGUGGGACGCAGUGCUGGAGAUUUUGCGGGCCGAGGGCAUGUUGCCUGCGAGCGAAAGUGAUGACGCAGAAGACGAGGAGAAAUCAAAGUCACCGCCCCUGAAGCGGCAAAAAGCCACAGGCGUUGUAGUCGGGACGUUGCCCGCGUCGUCGUCGACCGGCCCUAUCCGGCGUGGAACACAAGAACACAUGAACGAAUUUCCCACUAAACUAGCCCUCAUCGUCUGUGCGGACGAAAGACAGCGACAGCAAACGGAUUGUGUCGUGAAGAUAUCAAAUGUAAAAAUGUCUGGGUCUGGAAGACUGCAACUUGCGACGCUGCAUUUGGAAUGCAGAAGAAUCUGUAUUGCAUGAGUACGACCAAAAGGAAUGCAAUUUUUGCUACACGGAGAGGGCGUUUGUCAUGCGGAAUAGGCAUCAAGAAGCUCUCAAAAGAUCUGUGAUGCUAGGGCAUGCAUCACAGACAUCAGGGCUCAUGCAAAACGUGCAUGACAAGUGUCAGAAUCUUCCAGACCCAGACAUUUUUACAGUUGAUAGAAGAACGGCACGGAGGCUGCGUUUGAGGAGUCCUUUGCUUUCCUGAACUUGAAGCACGACGCGGUUUUGCGACGCGGAUUAGCAGCAGGUAAAAAUACCAAUUUACCUACCGCAACUACGCCAAAAGCGCAAGCACGAGCGGAUUUGAUGCAGAAGCAAAAGCUACCGGCCGUUGAGGACAACAAGAAGAAUAACGUUAUCUGCGUCACUGCAGAUCAGCUGGAGUCGAAGCUGUACCAAACGCAUCCCGACCUCGCGAUCGUCCUCGUGCCAGACGUUCGCGUGCUGCGGCUUCUGGAGGUGUAUUCCGCCAGUGUCAAGGAGCUCCGGGCUUCUGGCGCGAUAGGGGAACACAGGGAAGCGGUUUUUGAGCGAGCGAAAAAAGCUGCGACUGGAGGCAAAACCAAAGCCAAAGCGAAGCCCGCCCUCGAUGCAAGUGCUCUGCCAUCGGCGCUUUUUGGGGUAGUUGAACCUGUUGCACCAUCAAGCGGUGGCGGAGUGCGUGUGGAUGGAAAUAAAGAAACGGGGCAGACCACCGACGCUGGAAAUAAUGACGAGGCCUUAGAUGAUGAUCCGAGCAAAGGAGACAUCAAAUGCUUUCUGCUUUCGUAUCAGGAUUCGCCCGAGCUGGUGAAGUACGAGCAGUCGCUGGCAAAAGAGACCAAAGCCGUCGAGACUGCGGUGUUUCAGAAAAAACACCUCAUCGUCGAUCUUUCCACAUCGACGCGAGAGGGGCUGGCGCGACGGCCCAUUCUGCAGAUCGAGGACCUGGAAGAACAGCAGCAAAGCACGAGGCUGGGUGGGGCGAAGCACCAGCGGGAGAAACAGCCGUCGCAGAUUAUCGUCGACGUCCGGGAGCUGAACGCACGGUUACCGUUUUUCUUGUACCAGCGGCACGUUCUGCGGGGUGCCACGAUCAAGAUUGGGGACUACAUUUUGAGCCGGGACGUCUGCGUGGAGAGAAAAUCCGUCUACCCAGAUUUGAUCCAGAGUCUGCAAUCCGGGCGGCUGCUGCAGCAGAUCGAAAACAUGACGCAGGCGUACAAGACGCCGAUUUUACUCCUGGAAUUCGGCCCCUCGGUGUCCCGCAAGUUCCCGCAGUGGGCGCACUUGACGAACACCGGUGGGUUGAAGGGGAAGCAGUUGGUGCGGCAGAAACUCUUGCUGUUGUUGAUGCAUUUCCCGCGAUUGCGGGUGAUCUGGAGCCCCAGUUACGCCUUCACAGCGAGGAUCUUUGCUGCCCUGAAAAAAAACCGGAUGGAGCCGACGUUGCCACCCGACGCAGCAGCCGCGGAAACGGAGCCGCAGGGAACUGCCGCAAUGGGCUUACGGGUUGUAGGAGGUGUCAUCUCGAAGUCAAGCAACGGCGCUUCGUUUGCGCGGACAGGUGCACAGGCGAUUCCAGAUAAUUCCUCUGUUGCUUCUGCCGUGUUGAGUGAGAGCCGGGUCGCCAACCCGGUCGCAUUGGACGUUCUCCGCCGGUUGCCCGGGGUGACCGGUGAGAACCUGGUGUCCAUUGCACAGAAACUGCCUAAGAUAGCUGCACUUGGGAAGAUGUCUAGAUCGGAAUUGUGUAAAUUGAUGCAAGUGAAGAUGGACAGUGAAACAGCGAACCGCCUCUGGCGAAUCCUGCAUAGUAGUAGCAGUGGAACACCAAACGCAACCGCGAGUGAUAGUCAAUGAAAAUUAGUGAUAUGACAGCAAAUUGAGUUUGCGCCCCUUCAUUGCAUAUACGACACGGCACAUUAGAAU